This is a messenger RNA of Fusarium proliferatum ET1, 1302 nucleotides long. RefSeq lists its product as uncharacterized. Gene Ontology annotation, biological process: secondary metabolite biosynthetic process. Gene Ontology annotation, molecular function: monooxygenase activity; FAD binding. The coding region runs from base 1 to 1302 and encodes 433 amino acids. The record is from RefSeq and is a predicted model, not a curated record. The transcript is spliced from 6 exons. NCBI's taxonomy places the organism in Eukaryota, Fungi, Ascomycota, Sordariomycetes, Hypocreales, Nectriaceae.
AUGAAGGUUGUUAUUGUCGGAGCUGGUAUCGGCGGAUUGGCGCUCGCUUAUGCCUGUCGACGAGAGAAUCUCGAGGUGAUAGUCCUCGAGCGUGCGCCUGUCUUGGAGCCGCUUGGAGCAGGAAUCCAGGUUCCACCGAACGCCGCACGAGUGGCUCGUCAGUUGGGAGUCCUUCCUGCUUUGGAAGAAAAAGGUAUCAUCCUGGAUUCCAUUGAGUAUGUGAGUUAUGCCGAUGGAAAAGUCCUCUACAAAAUGGACAAGAAUUACGUUUGGGACACGUUUAGGGACACUUGGCUUGUCAUUGCUAGGGCAGACCUUCAUCAAGCCUUCUGGGACGCUGCAAAGCAGGCCGGUGCAGAGCUGCGGCUCGGCUCGGAAAUGACCGGUAUUGACUUCCAGAAUUCAUGCGUCCAUUUGGUUGGCGGCGAGCAAGUGACGGGCGAUGUCAUUGUUGGUGCAGACGGUCUUUAUUCUCGGGCUCGCGACCUAAUAUUGGGCAGAGAGUCUCCAGCCACCGAAACGGGAGACUUGGCAUAUCGAUGCACUGUUCCAGUGGAAAUGCUCAAAGGCCUCAACGACCAGGCCCUAAGUAGCCUCCUCGAGAAGAAGACUGCGACGUGUUGGAUGGGCCCAGAUAGACACUGCGUUUUUUAUCCUCUGAAAGGCGGCAAAGAGUACAACCUGAUCAUGCUCCGUCCCGAUAACCUUCCUAAAGACGUGCGACGGGCACCCGGAGAUUUGAACGAGAUGAGAAGUAGCUUUGAAGGCUGGGACCCUCGGUUGACAAAACUGAUUUCUUGCGUUCCAUCGGUGCUGAAGUGGAAGCUAUCCCACCACAAGGAGCUUGAGAGCUGGACACGCGGGUCCGUAGUACUUCUGGGAGAUGCCUGUCAUCCAACUUUACCAUAUCAAGCACAGGGUGCUGCCAUGGCAGUUGAAGAUGGAGCUGUGCUUGGCAAGCUUCUCGGCUUGCUCAACCAGUCCGAGGUAUACAAAUCUCAGGCACCGCGCCGCUUGUCAGAUGUGCUGAAACUCUACGAGAGUUUGCGAAAGGCUCGGACGUCGAACAAUGUGCAAGGGGCAAUUUCAAAUCGAUAUACGUAUCAUUUACUAGACGGGCCUGAACAAGAGGCAAGAGACGCUUGGCUUACUUCUUCGAGAACUACUCCCCCUCCUGAGGGACAAACACUUGGGGAUCAUGAAUAUCUUAGGACGAUGUUAGCUUUUGAUUGUAUUGCAGAUAGCAUCGAUGCUUUUAAGAAGUGGGAAAGGGGACUUACUGGGUUAGCGAUGAAGUUAUAG